Molecule: messenger RNA, 3769 nt
Organism: Eptesicus fuscus (big brown bat)
Lineage: Eukaryota; Metazoa; Chordata; Mammalia; Chiroptera; Vespertilionidae
Gene: ITGA9
Product: integrin subunit alpha 9
Exons: 28
Coding region: 267-3374 (1035 amino acids)
Biological process (GO): cell adhesion mediated by integrin; cell-matrix adhesion; integrin-mediated signaling pathway
Cellular component (GO): integrin complex; external side of plasma membrane
Molecular function (GO): integrin binding
Source: RefSeq, a predicted model, not a curated record
CAGUCCAGAGCCGCCGGGCCCGGGACCCGCUCGUGCGAGCGCGCAGAGCUCUCGGCCGGACUGAGGACGCCGCCCGCCCCGGCCGCCCGUGUGCUCGCCUUCCACGUCCGCUAGGCCUACCGCCCCGGCCCCGCGCCGCGCCUCCCCGGCGUCCGAGCGCACAGCUCCCGCCCCGGGAGCCUCCGGCCGGCCGGACCCCGCCGCCCCGCCGCCGGCGCGCUCAGCGCCCUGCUCGCCGGGCACCGGGAGGGCGGUGUCGGCUGAGGAUGGGCGGCCCGGCGGCGCGGAGGGGCGCCGGGGGGCUCCGCGCGCUGCUCCUGGCGCUGGUGGCCGCGGGGACCCCCGCGGGCGCCUACAACCUGGACCCGCAGCGCCCCGUGCGCUUCCAGGGCACCGCCGGCUCCUUCUUCGGGUACGCGGUGCUGGAACACGUCCACGACAACACGCGCUGGAUCCUUGUGGGCGCACCGAAGGCCGAGUCCAAGUACAGCACGUCCGUGAAGUCCCCGGGGGCUGUGUUUAAGUGCCGCAUCCAUACCAACCCUGACCGGAGGUGCACUGAGCUGGAUAUGGCUCGAGGGAACCAUCGAGGAAUGUCCUGCGGAAAGACCUGCCGGGAAGACCGGGAUGAUGAGUGGAUGGGGGUGAGCCUGGCCCGGCAGCCCAAGGCUGAUGGCCGAAUUCUGGCCUGUGCCCACCGCUGGAAGAACAUCUUCUACGAAACAGACCACAUCCUGCCCCACGGCUUCUGUUACAUCAUCCCGUCCAACCUCCAGGCCAAAGGCAGGACGCUGAUCCCUUGCUAUGAAGAGUAUAAGAAGAAGUACGGAGAAGAACACGGCUCCUGCCAGGCUGGCAUCGCGGGCUUCUUCACCGAGGAGCUGGUGGUGAUGGGUGCCCCGGGUUCGUUUUAUUGGGCCGGGACGGUCAAGGUGCUGAACCUGACGGACAACACAUACUUCAAGCUGAACGACGAAGCGAUCAUGAACAGGCGGUACACUUACCUGGGCUAUGCAGUCACUGCCGGCCACUUCUCUCAUCAGUCCACCACCGAUGUGGUAGGAGGCGCCCCCCAGGAUGAAGGCAUUGGAAAGGUUUAUAUUUUUAGAGCUGACCGAAGAUCAGGCACCUUAAUUAAGAUUUUUCAGGCAUCAGGUAAAAAGAUGGGCUCUUACUUCGGCUCCUCCUUAUGCGCAGUUGACCUGAACGCGGACGGCCUCUCCGACCUGCUGGUGGGGGCCCCCAUGUUUUCUGAGGUCAGGGACGAGGGGCAGGUCACCGUCUACAUCAACAGAGGAAAUGGCGCCCUGGAGGAGCAGCUGGCCCUGAGCGGGGAUGGCGCCUACAACGCACACUUUGGGGAGAGCAUCGCCAGCUUGGGGGACCUUGACGACGACGGGUUCCCAGACGUGGCCAUCGGCGCGCCCAUGGAGGACGACUUCUCGGGCGCCGUCUACAUCUACCACGGGGACGCCGGCGGCAUCGUCCCUCAGUACUCAAUGAAACUGUCCGGGCGGAAGAUAAGCCCCGUGCUGCGGAUGUUCGGGCAGUCCAUGUCAGGAGGCAUUGACAUGGAUGGGAACGGCUAUCCCGAUGUAACUGUUGGAGCCUUCAUGUCCGACAGCGUGGUUCUUCUAAGGGCCAGACCGGUCAUCACAGUGGACGUCUCCAUCUUCCUCCCCGUCUCCAUCAACAUCACGGCGCCCCAGUGUCGCGACGGACAGCAGCCCGUGAACUGCCUGAAUGUCACCGCCUGCUUUCGCUUCCGCGGCAGGCACGUGCCCGGAGAAAUCGGCCUGAAUUACAUUCUGACGGCAGAUGUGGCCAAAAAGGAAAAGAGCCAGCCGCCCCGGGUCUACUUUGUGCUGCUGGGAGAGACCGUGGGCCAGGUCUCGGAGAAGCUGCAUCUGGUGCACAUGGAGGAGACGUGCCAUCACUACGUGGCGCACGUGAAGCGGAGGGUGCAGGACGUCAUCAGCCCCAUCGUGUUCGAAGCCGCCUACAGCCUGGGGCAGCAUGUGACCGGAGAGGAGGAGCGGGAACUGCCGGCUCUGACCCCCGUGCUCCGCUGGAAGAAGGGACAAAAGAUCGCCCAGAAGAACCAGACUGUUUUUGAAAGGAACUGUCGUUCCGAGGACUGUGCCGCUGACCUGCAGCUUCAGGGUCAAUUGUUGCUGUCCAGCAUUGAUGAGAAAACCCCAUAUCUGGCUUUGGGGGCUGUGAAGAAUAUCUCCAUAAACAUCUCCAUCUCCAACCUCGGCGACGAUGCCUACGAUGCCAACGUGUCCUUCAAUGUUUCCCGGGAGCUCUUCUUCAUCAACAUGUGGCAGAAGGAGGAAAUGGGCAUUUCCUGUGAACUGCUGGAAUCGGACUUCCUCAAAUGCAGCGUGGGAUUCCCUUUCAUGAGGUCCAAGUCGAAGUAUGAAUUCAGUGUGAUCUUCGAUACAAGCCAUCUGUCUGGAGAAGAAGAAGUUCUCAGCUUCAUCAUUACUGCUCAGAGCGGCAACACAGAGCGCUCCGAGUCCCUGCACGACAACACCCUCACGCUGACGGUGCCGCUGAUGCACGAAGUGGACACGUCCAUCACGGGAAUCAUGUCUCCAACCUCCUUUGUGUACGGCGAGUCUGUGGCCGCGGCCAACUUCAUUCAGCUGGAGGACCUGCUGUGUCACUUCCAGCCCCUCAACGUCACCCUUCAGGUCUAUAACACUGGGCCGAGCACCCUUCCCGGGGCAUCUGUCAGCAUCUCUUUCCCUAAUCGACUGUCACCUGGAGGCGCAGAGAUGUUCCACAUCCAGGAGGUGGUGGUGGGCCAGGAGAAGGGGAACUGUUCCUUCCAGAAGAACCCGACCCCCUGCAUCAUCCCUCAAGAACAAGAAAACAUCUUCCACACCAUCUUUGCUUUCUUCACCAAGUCUGGAAGAAAAGUCUUGGACUGUGAAAAACCAGGAAUCCCCUGCCUGACGAUGCACUGUAACCUGAGUGCCCUUGCUAAAGAAGAAAGCCGGGCUAUCGACAUCUACAUGCUGCUGAACACAGAGAUACUGAAGAAGGACAGUUCGUCUGUCAUCCAGUUCAUGACCCGGGCCAAGGUGAAAGCGGACCCCGCCCUGAGGGUGGUGGAGAUCGCCAACGGGAACCCAGAGGAGAUGACGGUGGUGUUCGAGGCCUUGCACAACAUGGAGCCCCGUGGCUACGUCGUGGGGUGGAUCAUCGCCAUCAGUUUGCUGGUGGGGAUCCUCAUCUUCCUGCUGCUGGCCGUGCUGCUCUGGAAGAUGGGCUUCUUUCGCCGAAGGUACAAAGAAAUUAUUGAAGCCGAGAAGAACCGGAAAGAGAAUGAAGACAAUUGGGACUGGGUCCAGAAAAACCAGUGACCUGCCCCACCAGUCACAUGACCCACUCAUGUCACCUGUCGUCCUUGACCUUUGUAUCUUCCAUAUUUGGAAGAAAGAAUGUUCUCCAGAUUUUUCGGAGGCCCACUGAUGCUGUUCUCAUCUUCAUUCUAUCCAGCCCAGGUGCCAGCCUGAGGCCGCCACUUCGGCCAGGUCACAUGACUGGAGCCCACCACUUCCUUUUUAAAGAUGAACUCUGAACUUUGGAAAGCAAGCUACAGAGCCGAGCAAUAUUUAUGGAUGCAACGUGCGUGGUCAACCCUCAGGGGAAAACUGUUACCUAAAAGUAUUUUUAUAAAUAUAAGCCUUUUAUACUGAUUAUGUCUUUAUAUUUGUAUCAAUGUUUUAUUAUUUCUAUUAAAUAGUUAUAUAAUUCA